GGAAUGUGUAGUUGUAUAAAGCCCUUAAAACGACAUCCUAUACCAUAUUGUUUGUUUAUAGAUACACUAUAAACAUGUUAACAUCUUCUCUUUUAAUGACUUUGUGUUUAUAUAUUAGUGCCUUCGUGAUUUUGCCGUUCGCGGCAGGCCACAGGUCAGCUUUAAACCAUGGCCUUCCUUCUGGUGUAGACACACUUAAAUCGGCAUUUAUUGCCAACCCUAUACGCCCGCACGGUUCCUUCGUGACUGACAACGCGCGUAUGUCGUCUAAUGUGGAUGCCACUGCAACAUCCAGUGAGGUUGAGACUGUAACUAAAAAACAGCUCAUUUCCGAGAUUGCGCAAACCACUAACAUGACCCAAAAAGAUGUUGGAAUUGUAGUUGACGAGUUUCUAAAGUCGAUUGUAAAGCACCUGGGGGAGAACAAGGAGGUCUCCAUCGCCAAGUUCGGUUUAUUCCACAACUCACUUCGUGGCCCUCGUUUAAUGAAGAACUUGCAAACUGGUGAAAUGUACACCGCCAAGCCAGUUUACGUACCAAAUGUUCGUUUCUAUGAGGCUGUCAAGGCCGAGGUCAACCAGUCCUUGAAGCCGUCAUAUUGAUAUUGGGGUGGUUGGUUACCAGCCAUACGAGACA
Babesia bovis T2Bo is the source of this 636-nucleotide messenger RNA. Its product is annotated as Bacterial DNA-binding family protein. Bases 75 to 602 code for a protein of 175 amino acids. Lineage: Eukaryota; Apicomplexa; Aconoidasida; Piroplasmida; Babesiidae. The record is from RefSeq and is a predicted model, not a curated record. The transcript has 2 exons. Gene Ontology annotation, molecular function: DNA binding; structural constituent of chromatin.